Molecule: messenger RNA, 1717 nt
Organism: Lates calcarifer (barramundi perch)
Lineage: Eukaryota; Metazoa; Chordata; Actinopteri; Centropomidae
Product: mucin-13
Exons: 4
Coding region: 105-746 (213 amino acids)
Source: RefSeq, a predicted model, not a curated record
CACUCCUCCUCGGGCAUUCAACAUAUCCUGCUACCAAGGAUGUAGCCUCUGUGUGUGCGUGAGUGAGCGUGUCGUUAUGAUCACCAGUCCUUUCCUCUCUCAGCAUGCCUGCAGCGAUGCACCUCUGUGCUCUACUGGUGUCCCUGUUUGCAGUGACAGUCUGUACAGACACCAACACUUCCUCUGAAGCUCAAACGGUGACAGAGUUAACCACAAGUGCUGCACCCCUCAUUAGUUUCACUGAGACAACGAAAAAUGAUGUCACUUCAUCUACUGAGAAACCCACCGACAACACACCACAGCAUCAGACUACAACACAUCAGAUUACCAGUGCAGUCACUUCAGAAAAGACGUCACCAUCACCACCAGCCUCAACUUCCCCACAAACACCCAACAGGACAGAGGAAACCUAUCAGAGCCAUCCUCCAGAGACUACAGCGUCCAACAAGACAUCCAACGAGACAGUUCCCCAUGUCUCAACGACUCCACCGUCAACAAACGCCACUGCAACCACCACUGUAAACACAACUAGCCCAGCUCUUUCACAUGAUUGGGAGAAAGAUGACAUGGUGAAAAACCCCGGCCUCGUGGCCAUCAUCUGCAUCUUCUGUAUCGUCCUUGUCCUCGUGCUGGUGGUUGCCAUCGUGAAAUGUGCCAGAUCACCAAGGUCCAACUUUGAGAGGCUUGAAGAUGUGCCGCUGGGCAAAGUCAACGAGGAGUCCCCAUUCGCCCAGUACUCAAAAUGACAGAGAGGACUUCAUCAGACACGAGGAGUCUGGUCUGCUUUAGGAGUCUGAUGUUUCUGGACAAAAACACAGAACACACAGAAACAUUGUCCUCACCAGCAGUGAAGAAAAAGACAGCUUUUGUGGUUUUUCUCUCAGGCUCUUAUUACUUUACAAAGCACUUUUGUCAGUGACAUUGAAAUAUUUCUGCCUCAGCUUUGACCUCUGACCUGUUGUCCUGACUGCUUGUAAUUCUGCUGAUUUAGUCUCUGAAACUUAAUCAACUGUUUCCUCUGUGGUUUCUUCAGCCUAAAAGGUACAAAUGUAAAUGUAUUUUUUUCCCCCAAAUUGGUGAUAAGCACUUACAAUUCAUAAUUGCACUCUUAUAUGUAAUAAAUGACGUUAUAAGUACAUUAUACAGUACAUUUUAUGUUUCCAUAAUGAUUUUUGUAGAUUUAUGUGGCCAAGGAGGGUGGAAAAUGUAUCAAAAGUUAAUAUUAUCUACAUGUACAAAUGCCUUUUUGGGCAAUUCGGAAACAUAACUGUAACUGGAAUGUGCAAGUGUGUGUAAAAUACAAUUUGUAUUGUAUUAUUUAUAUAUGAUUAUUUAUAUAUGAUUAUAAAUGAUGUCCUCUCUGGCCUGAGGCCUGCAGUGCAGAUUGUAGUUUAAAGGUACUUUAUGUAAGUUUUUGCAACAUUAGCAAGAACAGCUGUUUAUUCACCUGAAUCAUAUCAUUCAUUAAUUUUUAUUCUCUUAACCUACAUACAGCUUUCUCUAUUAAUGACUGAAACACACACAGACUUCUCUCACUCAAGAAUAAAAUAUUAUGACUACUCAUUCAUGCUAUUUUGACUAAGUAAAUUUACAGGGGUUGCAGUAAGUCCACAUCUUGUACCCUGGCCUUUUCUGUGUGCGUUAAACACUCACUGUCAGAUGGAUGUAAAGCACGUAACUGUGAUGUUCCCAGUCAAAUAAAAUGAGUAUUGCCAGA